This is a messenger RNA of Porites lobata, 534 nucleotides long. NCBI's taxonomy places the organism in Eukaryota, Metazoa, Cnidaria, Anthozoa, Scleractinia, Poritidae. The record is from the annotation of a GenBank genome assembly.
AUGGAAACAGAAAAUGUCACGUAUCGGGAGCUCUUUUCAGAGCUCUUCGAAAACCCGAUCCACCCGUUAAAAAUUCACAUGGUUCCCCCAUUUGUUGAUGAAAGCAGCCCGAUGUUCCACCUGCAAAUUCAUGGUGAAAAAGUUUACAGAUGCUGAGAAAUUUGUGGGAAGCCGGCAACAGUUUUCGACUUACUUCAAGUGAGUGUCAAGCCGCUUGGUUACCAGUUUGAAGAGUCUGCUCGAGAUGGUAUUGGGCACUCAAUCGCGGAGAGCAUUCGGCGAUUUUGGCGAAGGAUCCAAGCCACGACGGACGGAAAAAGAAGAAAAAAAAUUAGAACUGAGACUUGGAUUAAACUAGCCAUUAAACCAGAGGAGAUCAAGCUCUCGCCAAACGACGUGUUGACAAAGCUCACUGAGGAAAACGGCAAUCUUCGCGCGACCGUGGAGGAAAAGGCGGCCGAUUUAUAUCAUAAAAUGCGCCAGAAAAUGGCCCACUCUGGAAAGGAUUUCACAGACGUGGGAAAGAAGCAACAA